Messenger RNA from Betta splendens (Siamese fighting fish), 3285 nucleotides. It is a transcript of the gene kansl1l, whose product is annotated as KAT8 regulatory NSL complex subunit 1-like. The record is from RefSeq and is a predicted model, not a curated record. Gene Ontology annotation, molecular function: histone acetyltransferase binding. The transcript has 16 exons. The coding region runs from base 284 to 2845 and encodes 853 amino acids. NCBI's taxonomy places the organism in Eukaryota, Metazoa, Chordata, Actinopteri, Anabantiformes, Osphronemidae. Gene Ontology annotation, cellular component: NSL complex.
AAGGCGUCGCGAGAGAGUGGUCCAGGCCCCUCCUCCGUCAGACUCGCUUCGCUCUCUCUCUCCAGUUGAUGAGCGGCUUCGAAGGCGGCAGCGUCUGACAGUUAGUGGGGGAAAGAAAUCCCGAGCAAAACAAGUAUCGCUGUCCGAGCAACACGUCAAAAAGCCACCGAGGGCCUUUUUUAUUGGGUCGAGGAUCGGAUCAAGAAGGAAAAGUGGACGUCGUAGUGGAGCGCGAAUGUUCAGUUAACCGUUUACGUCCUGAUCAGGUGCCGCCUGUCCUGGCAUGGCCCCGGCGCUGACCCGGGUCCUGAGCGAUGACCACGGCGUCCACCUGUCCUCCCCCGCUGGCUCUGUCACGAGCGCCUCGCGUGGACCCGCCGGGCCGGACCCUCCCCUCACGUUGACAGAGGACCUGCACAAGAUGUGGCUGAACGUGUCCCUGUUUAGCGCCCUGGACUCCUGCGCGCCCGUGAGCCUGGACGCGGCUGCCGUCCCUGCGUACGCGCAGUGCGAAGCGGGCUCCCCCGCGAGCCCUCCCUCCCUCCUCGGCCUUCUGUCUUUCAACAAGGGCCCGAGCGGUUCCGCCCUAUCAGCUGCACCGGACCGGCCCACGGGACACGGCGGCCGAGAGGCGCGUCUGCAGCUCGGAUGCGGGGAUGCGCCUGAAUGCGGUCCGGGUGUGGCUGAUGUGCAUCACUCUCGACCCUGGAGCCCCACUCGCACCUUGGGCUCCCGUCCACCGGCGGAGGAGGCCCUGCGGGGGCGCCUGUCCCGGCAGGCGCGGCUGCGCGGCCGAGCUCGGGGGCUGCAGAGGAGGCUGGCGGCCGCCCUGGCGGAGCACGCGGCGCUCCACUGCGAGCGGCAGCUGGAAGCGCUGGAGAGACGCCGCCGGCGCGAGGAUGACGGCCUGGGCCGCGUGCAUCCUGCCCUGCCGCCUCCGCGGGCCCACGGCGAGCGCGGCGCCCCGCGGUCGGACUUGUCCACAGCCUCACCCGCCUCCACGGAGCUCCGGGGCUUCUGCCGCUCCACCCGGGCGGUGCUGAGGACCCUGCAGGGGUGCUUGGACUCUGACGCCACGGGCGGCAGCAGCUCAGAGGGCGAGUUAGAGGAGGAGCAGAGCCGAACUAAAAGAACAUUACCUGCUAGCAGCAGCAGCUGUGAGAGACGUUGGCUGGAGGAGAGAGCUGAGCUGGGCAGCAGAUGGAGCUGGCUGCAGCUGCGUCUGGCUGAGCUGGAAGGGAGAAUACAGCAAGUGGUGGAACUCCACAAGCACAUUUGCUCUUCUAAGAGUGGCGUGGUGCUUGCAGAGCCUCAGCCUCAUAAAGACAGAAGGACUCCCCACAACCCAAUGAUGGAAAUGGGAGGGCUGUCUUGCACGGCCACGGACGCUGACACUGAACCCUGCAGCCCCAUGCGUCUUCUGCACAACAUAGAGAGACAGAGCGCCCAACUCAGUCAGAUCGUCAACAGUCUGAUGCCUCCUCUCAGCUUUUCACCGCUGUCAAAGCAAGACAGGAGCAGUGGUCAGAAAGCAGAUAAUGGUGUCAUGCCUGGGAGCUCCAGGAGGAGGACGCCGGGGAGGAGGAUGCUCUUUAAGGCCCAUGUAUCGUGUGUGUGUGCCCGUACCCGACCUUUAGUCGCCUACCGCAAGCCCAGAUUGUUCACUUUGAACAGCCACAAUCCCAGCAGUUCACAGGACUCUGCCCAGUUCAAGUCCAGCCCCUCCUCUUCCUGUCCGCGGUGCUCCUCUUGUGACCCUGUAGCCCUGUGUUCUGAUCCUGACUGCAGCUCCAGUCGCACCCCGUCUUCCAGAAACCCCAGCUCCAGUUCUCACCAGUUGCCUCUGUCGUUCGAUACGGCGCCAUCCUAUCACAUACAGAGGAGAUCGGUGGCCAGAGAAGAAUGGGCCCAAAGGCCUCUAGUCAUUGACAGCCAGCCGUCUGCUCCACCACAUUACAACAGACGCAGCUCCACCCCACUACGCAACAGCCGCAAAUACAAGCAGCGUGCAAGGCGUCAUAAAAGCAAUGUAAUGGGUCUGGCACCGUUCGAGAGAGCAGGCUCUGCACGGAGUCAAUACAGGAGAGCAAAACAGAGGAAGAGGAAGAGAAAAUGCAUCCAGCAGCAUAUAGAAGAUGGGGAGAGAAGCCUGUUCCACUUGUGGGACCUACAGGAAAGCUCUGAUGAACUGUUGGAGGCGAGUUACACGCAGGCUUCACUUAAGCAGGCCUCACAGGGCUUUGUUCGCAAACGCCAGGGAGAGAGUGUGUACAAUAUUGAUAACAUUGUCAUCCCUAUGUCUCUGGCUAAGGUAGAAAAGCUGCAGUACAAAAACAUCCUAACACCCAGCUGGCGGAUGGUUGAGUCAUAUUCUCUGGCUGACAGCAAGGCACAGAAGGAGGGGGACUGUGGAGAGGGACAGGUGGAGGAUCUGAGUGAUGGGGUCUUUGCUCAGAGGCACCUUGCUCUGGAGCAGAGGGAGAAACGCCGCUGGUCGUCCUGGGGAAAGAGAACAUGCUGCCGACGUCCUACAAGGUUGACACAAUCUGGCAGCAGGUUGGGCACGAUAUGCACUUCAGGAGAGGAGAGCUCUGUGGAGUGGAGCAGUGCCCAGCUGGAUACUGAUGAACAGCCAAGCUCAGACGAGUGGCUGCCCCGAGCUCCCUGGGAACCACGCAUGUUUCCUUUAGAUAAGGACGAAGCACUGCUCUCCUCUAGUUUAGAAAGAGUCCCAGUGGGAUGGUCAGAUUCAAGCGCUGCCUUCUCUGCAUCAAAGAACUCAAAGUCCCAUGUAUCCACAGUUCUGUCCUUUGGUGCUAGACUGCCCUCUGGUGAACAAGCCUGAUGUACUGUCAGCCAGUGGGCAGCCCAACUUUUUAUAUCAUCUAAUAUCUGGGGCCAUGAAGAGAAACUGUACCCCACAGAUCUUAACUGGAGCACUAACACAUUACAUUGAUACAGUGACAACCUAGUGAUUUGUUAUCAUUAGUAUUACUAGUAUUAUUAGCUUAUUUGAAACAAACAUAUCUGUUUUGUAUUGUAUAGUAUUGUUACGUUUUUAGAUUUUAAUGUGCAUUAGUUUCUUUUUGUUGUUGUUGUUAUCGUAGCUCCUUCUACACUUUCAGGUUUUAAUGUACAAAGAACAGUAUGCACAGAAUGGAGCACACCUUCACUGUAGUCUCAGGUUUGUGUACAUGCUAUUUAUUUAAAAUUUUCAACAUUAUUAGUCUUAUAUAGCUGUCAUCAUAGAAUGUGUAAAAAAAUAAAUAUUUAUGUAAACAUUUA